AUGAUAUCGAUAUAUCUUCUUUAUUUCCUAGGUGUUUCAUGUUCAUCAUCAACUUGCUCAAUUCCGACACUGCUUGAUGGUAGAUGGAUUCAACCCGGUUUGAACGAUUUAGUGACGAUCAACGAAACGUGGUUUUCAUCGAAAGGUUCAUGUUUGAGUGAUCAACACGAUGUUAGAAACAAAUACAUAUAUUACAAUGAGCAAACGAGAUGCAAACGUUGUAUCCUUUUCAUUCCGAGACAUUCAAAUGCAUUGCAAUAUCGAGAAAGUGAAUGCUUUGAUGCUGAUGAUGAUAAUGGUCGCAUCUGUGCUUCGAUUACACCGGAUACAGUAUUAUAUACACUUUUCCGGGAUAAUGCUGAAUCCAUUCCAUGUCCAUUCAAUCAGUCUUGGCAUUUCCAAAAAGCGAAUCAACUAUCGUCAUUAUGCCAACCGAAAGCAUUCCAUCAUUGUUCUUCGAUUGAUACAUUUCAAGUAUCUUAUAACAAACAAUGUCAAUCGAAACAAGAUGAGAUCAGUACAUGUUUUGCUCAAUUUUCUGAUGGAAAUAUGAAUUAUGUCAUAUCGCGAAGUACUCAAGCACAAAAAUUUCUAUGUUUUUCUUAUAUAAAAACCAAGUCUGCUGGCCCAACUUUUCUUCCGAAUGAAGUCUACUUUUCUCAGGACGAAACUUGCCGAGAUUUAUUGGCACGAGAAUCGGCGGUUAUCUUGAAAAUUAUUCCAAAUCAACUGAUGGAAUCGAAAGUUCAACUACCUAAAUGGACUCAGGGAGUAUGGUUAUCUGUUGGAGCAAGUAAUGUGAACUCCAAUCGAGUUCAUAUCAACCAAACGCAACUUGUGAUAACGGCGGAGAAUGACGAAACGAUAAAAUACGAUCUAAAGUUUUUUAAAGUUAUGCUCAAUAGAGGAAACUAUGGAAAUAGCGUCCGUAUAAGAGCGAGAUCAUUAGAUCAAUGUUCAUCAAAAUACUAUUGCAUUAAACUAGUCCUUCGUUCGACGACAGUGAUUGAUCUUUCUAUAGGACUUGAUCAACAUCGAUGCAAAGAAACUCACACGCACUACACUCUAUUCAAACCUACUCUGCAGUCCGGCAUAUCAUGUCCGCAAAGUGGCAUCUACAAAACAUCGAAUACUUAUCAGUCACCACUGACGGUAUCGACCUGUUCUACUGGUAUGUGGACAUUAGCAAUUGGUUGCGAAAAUACCAGUUCAAGUGAAUUAACAUUAUUUUCAUCUUGCCGUCAUGAAAUCGUACCCGAUGUACAAGUUAUUACAUCAAUCAAUGGUAUUUGUCUGGCUACAUGGCGCACUGAUCAUCGAUUUCAGCGUACACUGGUCGUUUAUGAGAAAAACAAAGCAUUUUGUUUGAUUCAACCGUUAAAAUCGAUGGCGGCUAGUUGGAUUCUACCCGAAUCCAGUUGUACAAAUCUUGGUUCACUUUCAAUCCACGUUGAGAAUAGUUUUUCAUAUUCAUCACCUUGUCAGGAAAAGACUCGUUUAUUAUUGUCGUCAUCAUCAUCGUUGCAUAGGGUCACUUACUUGUUGUUUUAUUUAACCAUGCAAGUAUUAAUACAUGUCAAUGUGAUGAAAUAA
Adineta ricciae is the source of this 1593-nucleotide messenger RNA. The record is from the annotation of a GenBank genome assembly. NCBI's taxonomy places the organism in Eukaryota, Metazoa, Rotifera, Eurotatoria, Adinetida, Adinetidae.